Molecule: messenger RNA, 378 nt
Organism: Gekko japonicus
Lineage: Eukaryota; Metazoa; Chordata; Lepidosauria; Squamata; Gekkonidae
Gene: FAM174B
Product: family with sequence similarity 174 member B
Exons: 4
Coding region: 1-378 (125 amino acids)
Source: RefSeq, a predicted model, not a curated record
AUGAUGCGCUCCGCCGCCCUGCUGCUCCUGCUGCCGGCCCUGGGCGCGGCGCUGCGCCUGCCUCCGCCGCCCGCCUCCUCCUCCGCCGCCGCCAGCAGCAGCAGCAACGCCGGCGUCGUCGGGGCUUGCGCCGCCAGCGCCGCCGUCGUCGCCUGCCUCCUCCUCCGCGUCUUCAGGUCUGGCCGGAAGAAGAAGAAAACCCGAAAGUAUGACAUCAUCACCACUCCGGCAGAACGGGUCGAGAUGGCACCGUUGAACGAAGACGACGAGGAGGAGGAAGAUUCCACAGUGUUUGAUAUCAAAUACAGACCCUGGCUGGUUACUCUGGCCUGCGGGAACUGGGUGUGGGGCGCUUCGUUCCUCAUGAGGAAGAGGUGA